Melozone crissalis (California towhee) is the source of this 1128-nucleotide messenger RNA. RefSeq names its product pinopsin-like. Bases 1 to 1128 code for a protein of 375 amino acids. Gene Ontology annotation, cellular component: photoreceptor outer segment; membrane. Lineage: Eukaryota; Metazoa; Chordata; Aves; Passeriformes; Passerellidae. The record is from RefSeq and is a predicted model, not a curated record. The transcript is spliced from 4 exons. Gene Ontology annotation, biological process: visual perception; G protein-coupled receptor signaling pathway. Gene Ontology annotation, molecular function: G protein-coupled receptor activity.
AUGACAGAGUCCGAAAUGAACCACACUUGGAUGUAUAACCUGAGCUUUGGUGCACCUGCACAUCCUCUUGAGCCAAGGGCUGGACUCUCACGAAGUGGGCACACAGUAGUGGCUGUUUUUCUUGGAUUAAUCUUGUUUUUUGGUUUUUUGAAUAACUUGAUUGUCCUCAUCCUCUUCUGCAAGUUUAAAACCCUGCGUAACCCAGUCAACAUGCUUCUCCUGAACAUCAGUGUCAGUGACAUGUUAGUGUGCAUCUCGGGCACUACCCUCAGUUUUGCAUCCAACAUCCGUGGCAAAUGGAUUGGAGGGGACCAUGCUUGUAGGUGGUAUGGCUUUGUCAAUUCCUGCUUUGGUGUGGUGUCGCUGAUCUCCCUGGCGGUACUGUCCUACGAGCGCUACAGCACUCUCACCCUGUGCCACAAGCGCAGCCAUGAUUUCCGCAAGGCUCUGCUGGCUGUUGGUGGUUCUUGGAUUUAUUCCUUGGUCUGGACCGUGCCACCUCUGCUUGGUUGGAGCAGUUAUGGGGUAGAAGGUGCAGGCACGAGCUGUUCAGUACGCUGGUCCUCAGAGUCGGCCGAGUCCACGUCCUACAUCAUCUGUCUGUUCAUCUUCUGCUUGGCUGUCCCCGUGGUGGCCAUGGUGUACUGCUACGGGCGCCUCCUGUACGCCGUCAAACAGGUUGGGAAAAUCCACAAGAAUGCUGCCCGCAAAAGAGAAUACCACGUCCUGUUCAUGGUGAUCACUACAGUUAUCUGUUUCCUGGUGUGCUGGAUUCCGUAUGGGGUUAUAGCAUUACUUGCAACAUUUGGCAAGCCAGGUGCUGUGACUCCAGUUACAAGUGUCAUACCUUCCAUCCUAGCAAAAAGCAGCACUGUUUGCAAUCCCAUUAUCUACAUACUUAUGAAUAAGCAGUUUUACAAAUGCUUUCGCCAGCUUUUCCACUGCCAACCUCCUUCCUCCACUGAUGGAGAGCCCACCUACCAUUCCAAGGUAACUGUUAUCCCGCUGGAUCAGAGGGCGGACGGUGGAAACGUGUGCAAUAAUGAACCACAUCCAGAAACAGACAGUAAAAUGACUGCUCUCCUGUGCCCAGAGACAACUUCAGAAGCUAUACCACCAACAUCUUAG